AGCUAGCGGCCAGUGAGGCCCUGAGAGAGGGCGGGCGGAAGAGUAGCUGGGGCCUAGCAGACAGGAUGGGGGUGAAGCUGGAGGUGUUUCGGAUGGUUCUGUAUUUGUCCUUCCCUGUUGCCAUGUUCUGGAUCUCCAACCAAGCAGAGUACUUCGAAGAAUAUGUCAUCAAAAGGAAGAGGGAGAUCUACCCACCCGAUGAUGACCACCAGAGGAAGGAGCUGGAAGAUUUCAAGGAGAGGAUGCGGAAGAAGCAUGAAGAGCGGCUCCUGCGUGCAGCUCAGCAGUGACAGCACUUCAUGCCCCCCGAGCUGGAUUGAGGGAGAGGGGAGCAUGGCCUGGAGUGGGGGAAGGACACCCCCCCUCCCAACACACCUUUACACACCUCCAGGGGAGGGAGGAUGCAAGUCACCUGCAAGUCACCACCAAGGGGCUGUCGGGGAUGCACUGGCAUGGCUGCAGUCAACUGCCCUCCUUGGAGAACUCCAGGCGUGUUGGGCAAAGGGAGCUGCAGAUAUGAUGCAGGGGGUUAACAGCAAAUAGAGUAACCUGCUGUCUGCUCUCUCAGGGUGGUGGGGGGCUUUGCACUGCUCGUUAACUAAUCCUCACAGCCCUUCUGGGGAAGAGGCUCAAAGGGAAACUAGCUUGAGCAAGUCCCUUCCCUUUGCUGUGCCUCAGUUUCCCCACCUGUACGAGAGGGCGGUGAGGCUGAGUUAAGAGUAAAGUGCUUUGAGCUGCUCGGCUAGGACAUGCCAGGGAAAGGUGCAGUGUUGCAUGAGCAGUGCAGGGGUUUGAGGCCAGUGUCAGGCACGCAAGCUUGGUACUGAGAGGAUGGGUUUCACCUUGUGGUGUUUUGAAUUGGUAGCGCGAGAGGCAGGAAGAUGGAGCCCUUGCACUGGCUGGCAGCACGCCAGGAGAGGAUGGUGGGGCCUGGGCCAGCAGGAUUAUGGAGCCUCUGGAGAGAGGGAUGGGCUGACCUGCUGGAGAGCACAGUGCAUUCCCGCUCCAGGAACGAGCCCCUGGGAUUGCCCCGGUGCUGUCUGACUC
Molecule: messenger RNA, 1047 nt
Organism: Terrapene triunguis (Three-toed box turtle)
Lineage: Eukaryota; Metazoa; Chordata; Testudines; Emydidae
Product: protein PET100 homolog, mitochondrial
Exons: 4
Coding region: 66-290 (74 amino acids)
Biological process (GO): mitochondrial respiratory chain complex IV assembly
Cellular component (GO): mitochondrion; mitochondrial inner membrane
Source: RefSeq, a predicted model, not a curated record